Messenger RNA from Ceratosolen solmsi marchali, 507 nucleotides. Its product is annotated as transmembrane protein 203. Gene Ontology annotation, biological process: intracellular calcium ion homeostasis. The coding region runs from base 1 to 414 and encodes 137 amino acids. The transcript has a single exon. The record is from RefSeq and is a predicted model, not a curated record. Lineage: Eukaryota; Metazoa; Arthropoda; Insecta; Hymenoptera; Agaonidae. Gene Ontology annotation, cellular component: endoplasmic reticulum.
AUGAUUUUUUCUUUAAAUGAAUUAGUUCAUUGGUUAGGAUUAACAAUAUUUGAAAUAUGGAUAAAUUUAAUAUCAUUGACAAUUUUUACAAUAUUACUUGCAUUAAAACUAGAUAAUGAAUACUUUAUGGAUAAUUCUGGUUGGUGGAUAGUGUUUUCUCCAUUAUUUGUUGCUGAUGGUUUAAAUACCUAUUUUUGUGCAAUUAUUUUUAUAAGAAUGCAUAUGGGAAGUAUGAUUAAAGUUGGAAUAUUGAGAGCAUUGUGGAGUUUAAUUUCAUUACUUUUAGUUUUUGUUUUUAAAUAUUUGUUAUGUAAAAAAUUAUCAGCACAAAGUACUCUUGAAUAUUCAGAAGUGCUAAGUCCUGUAUUUAUUCUUCUACAGUUAAUUGCUAUAAGAGCUUGUCAACUUCAUUAACCUUACCAUACAACCAGGGAAAUGUGUGUAAAUAUAGAAUAAAAUAUAGUCAAUAUAGUAUUUUAAUAUAAGACCUUAAAAACUUAUUUAAAU